AUGCGAGUAUGCACACGUCGGCGUUCUCUGACUUUGCGUGUGUGGCUGUUAAUUGUCUUCCUGAGCCUGCAUUUGCUCGUGGUUUCACUUGUCCUGUCGGUCUACCACACUUCCUGUGAGCUCCCUUCAACCUAUGGAAUCCAGACCACCAUCAGCUUCUCCACUCAAAAUGCAUCUACUUCAGAGAUCACAAUUUCCACUGCAGGAAGCAUCUCAAAGGAAGUGCAAAUGGUCGACCCAACAGGUGAUCUCGCCAAACUGGAUGCUCUAUUCUCCCAUCCGCUGUAUAAUUUGCCCACCCCACCUGUGCCUGAUGGGGACUGGCUGCUGAAACUCCGAAAGAAAGUAAAAGAGCAAGAACGAAGCACACAGCAGUGGGUCAGUGCCAAUGACAAUGGCUUUGAUCCUAUCCUGUGGAACACCAGUACUGACACACAUCCGCCUUGGCUCCGUUUUCACCUUGGUAUAUCUCGCUGGCAGAUGUAUCAGCACAAAGAUCCUAAUCUGUCAGCGCUGAAUCAGCAGCUGGCAUCUCAUCGUAUUGUCAGUGCAGUGCAAAAAUCAGGUGGGACUCAGCUGAAGUUGGUGAUGUCUUUUCCUAAUUAUGGACAGGCGCUCUUCAAACCCAUGAAACAGGAACGGCAUGAGGAAACCAAUGUGAAUCUGUAUUACUUUUCUGACUUUGAGAGGCACAAUGCUGAGAUUGCAGCGUUCCACUUGGACAGGAUACUGGGAUUCAGGAGGAUACCUCCAGUGGUUGGCAGGCUUAUUAAUGUAAUUAAAGAGAUCAAAGAGGUCACCACUGACCAUAAACUGGUCACAACAUUUUUCACUUCCCCAGUGGGUAAUACAUGUUUUCACGGCCAUUGUUCGUAUUACUGCUCCACUGAGCAUGCUGUCUGUGGGCGUCCUAUCAAGCUAGAAGGCUCUUUGGCGGUUAUGCUGCCAGACCUGUCGCUGGCGCCACGCCACUCAUGGAGGAGUCCCUGGAGGAGGUCCUACAGUAGAACCAAUCAGGCUGAAUGGGAGACAAAUUCCAACUACUGUGACACAGUAAAAAAGACUCCUCCGUAUGACCGGGGCACUCGAUUAGUGGAUGUGAUUGACAUGAGCAUUCUGGACUUUCUCAUGAGUAACAUGGACAGGCACCACUAUGAAACAUUUGAGAAGUUUGGCAACGACACAUUUCUCAUACACUUAGAUAAUGGAAGAGCGUUUGGACGUCACUCAAAAGAUGAACCUUCUAUAUUGGCUCCUCUCGUGCAGUGCUGCAGGGUCCGUCGGUCAACGUUACUUCGUUUACGUCUGCUCUCUCUCCCGCCUUAUCAGCUGAGUGAUGUCAUGCGCGCAUCUUUGUCUCGGGACCCCCUUGCAGAGGUCGCACCUCUCCUUUCCGAACCUCAUCUUUCUGCUUUAGAUCGGCGCCUGAAAGCAGUCAUGCAGUCCAUCCAAGACUGUCUGCAGCAGCAUCAACAUCACAGUGAUGUCAUAUAUGAUGACAUCACGGAUUACCCUCAGGCUUGACUUUGUAGUGUGUUGCAUUGUAUUCUUCACGUACAAAC
Danio aesculapii is the source of this 1562-nucleotide messenger RNA. It is a transcript of the gene fam20cl, whose product is annotated as family with sequence similarity 20 member C, like. Gene Ontology annotation, molecular function: phosphotransferase activity, alcohol group as acceptor. The transcript has 10 exons. Gene Ontology annotation, biological process: protein phosphorylation. Lineage: Eukaryota; Metazoa; Chordata; Actinopteri; Cypriniformes; Danionidae. The record is from RefSeq and is a predicted model, not a curated record. Bases 1 to 1524 code for a protein of 507 amino acids. Gene Ontology annotation, cellular component: Golgi apparatus.